Molecule: messenger RNA, 381 nt
Organism: Otolemur garnettii (small-eared galago)
Lineage: Eukaryota; Metazoa; Chordata; Mammalia; Primates; Galagidae
Product: caspase recruitment domain-containing protein 18-like
Exons: 2
Coding region: 1-381 (126 amino acids)
Biological process (GO): regulation of apoptotic process; proteolysis
Cellular component (GO): protein-containing complex
Molecular function (GO): caspase binding; cysteine-type endopeptidase activity
Source: RefSeq, a predicted model, not a curated record
AUGUACAUUGUGAAGAACGAUUGGCUGGGAAAGAUUAAAAUGAUUGCUUCUCUGUUGGUGAAUUGCUAUGAUAAUUACUUAAAGAAUCUUUGUGUUUCCAAUAGACCAAGUCCUGGUUUUUUUAUCCAUUUGUUUAUCCAUUCAGUGAGCGAAGGUAUAAUAAAUUGUUUGCUGGAUGACCUACUUGAGGAUAAAGUGAUAAAUCAGGAGGAGAUGUGCAAAGUGAAAUAUGAAAAUCACACAGUCAUGGAUAAGGCUCGAGUCUUGAUUGACAUUGUCAUUGGGAAAGGGCCUGGAGCUUCUAGAUCAUUUAUCAAACAUCUCCAUCAAGAAGACCAUGAACUUGCACGGAAGUUGCAUCUGCCCUCAGUGUGCACAUGA